Macadamia integrifolia is the source of this 1122-nucleotide messenger RNA. RefSeq lists its product as uncharacterized. NCBI's taxonomy places the organism in Eukaryota, Viridiplantae, Streptophyta, Magnoliopsida, Proteales, Proteaceae. The transcript is spliced from 2 exons. Bases 1 to 1122 code for a protein of 373 amino acids. The record is from RefSeq and is a predicted model, not a curated record.
AUGACCCUAAGGAACGGUCGAGUAUUGGGAACACCUGAACAGAAUUUCCUUGCAGAGGAUUCUGAGAAAGAGAUGAGUCUAGACCCCAGUUCUGAAGCUCCACCAGCUUCUAAGGAUGAUGAGCUUGAACAAGUUGGGAGAGGCAAUGCCAUAAAGCAAGUUCCAACUUAUGCUAAGUUCUUGAAAGACUUAUAUACUCAAAAGCGUAAGCUGAAGAUCCAUAUUCUAAAAACUGUCCAACUUACUGAGCAAGUGACUGUUGUCUUGUCCAAUAAGCUUCCCCUUAAGCUUAAAGAUCCAAGAACACCUCUCAUAUCUUACAACAUUGAGAACCUUCCCAUUGAGCGUGCUCUCUUUGAUCUAGGGGCGAGUGUGAAUAUUUUACUUAUCUUAGUUUGUAAUCAUUUGGGGUUUGGAGAAUUGAAGCCUACAGAGGUUAUUCUCCAAUUUGUUGACCGUUCAAUCAAAGUCCCUAGAGGCUGUAUUGAGGAUGUAUUAGUUAAGGUUGAUGAGCUUUAUUUUCCUGUGGAUUUCCUUGUUCUUGACAUGGAAGCACCUACUAAUGGAAAACCACAAUCGAUAUUCUUAGGGCGUCCAUUCUUGUCCACUUCCAAUGUAUGCAUCAAUUAUAGAUCAGGUGCAAUGCACAUUUUUUUUGGUAAUAGGAAGCUCCGAUUGAACAUCUUCAAUGCUUUUUUAGGGCCCCAACGUGAGGAUGAGUGUUUCUCCAUUGAUGUGAUAGAGCAGGUGGUAGCACAGUACACCCUAGUGAUAUUAGCAGAUGACCCAAUGCAGCAGUGUUUGACCUUCUUUGGAGGUGAUGAUUUUGAUGUUGAUUCUUACGCUACUGAAGUCAAUGCUCUGUUAGAUGCUCCUACAUUUUCUGAUCGUCCUCCUUGGACUAUCAAGUUUGAGUCCAUUCCUCCUUUGGCUGAGAAGCUAGUAUUCAGUUCUAUUGAGCCUCCACCAAUGUUAGAGCUCAAACCAUUGCCAGAUUCAUUGAAAUAUCCUUUCUUGGGAUCAAAUGAGACACUCCGUAUCAACAUUGCUUCCAAUUUGACACCUAAUCAAGAAAGCAAAUUGUUGGAUGUUCUCAAUGAACAUAAGGUUGCCAAUGGAUAG